Molecule: messenger RNA, 6468 nt
Organism: Physella acuta
Lineage: Eukaryota; Metazoa; Mollusca; Gastropoda; Physidae
Product: trichohyalin
Biological process (GO): smoothened signaling pathway
Cellular component (GO): ciliary membrane; plasma membrane protein complex
Source: RefSeq, a predicted model, not a curated record
UAACCAACCAGAUUUAGACUUGGAAAUAAUUACGACCUCGUUAACAAGAGAGUUCCACAAUUUAGGCGAUAUGUUACAUGUAACAUUGGAAACACACAUUCAAAUAACCAGACACAGAACUCAGCAGAGGUAUUCAUUCAGCGAGUAAAAAAGAAAGAAUAUGGCUACAUGGUAUUCUUCUCAAAGCUGGACAAUUAUAUUUUUGUGCCUCCAACUUCUUAUUGAAUGGAAUGCUGCCCAAACUUCAAUCUGCGAAACAAUUUUACCUACAAUAGCUCAGAAUUAUUCAUCUUUAAAUCUUACAGCAGAAUAUGAGAUAAACAAAGAAGCUAUCAGUGCCAGUGGGGUAAAUACUGACUUAGUGAAUUACUCUGGAAUGCGCAUUACAAAUAAUGAAACAGGACCCAGUAUUGAAGUAAAUUAUUAUGUCAAGAUGUAUGAUUCAGGUUCAAAUCCAGAUAAAGUAAACAUCACAUUCAGCUUUACAAAUCUGGAACCAUCUCGUAUGAGUUUAGUUUCUGUAAAAAUUGACUUACAAAAUAAAGUUAAUGCUAUUUGGGAUAUAGGAGUAACUGGUGCUUUCACAAAUGGCAGAUCAUUCCUGGAGUAUAAUAAAACUAAUCUGGCUGCCAACACCUCCUUUGCCAUUUGGUUUAUUGCAACACCAGCUGGACAGGAUGGCACAGACUUACCGGAAAGCCCUAAUAACUUUGAUGCUCCCUUUUAUUUUACAACUGAAGAAAUAACAGCUUAUGCGACAAAAAGAACAACUUAUGGGACUUUUUUACCCUCUAUAUGCCUAUUUAGGAAGAUUAUCAUCAUUGAAAAUAUUGUUUAUCAACAUGGAUUUACAGUUUUGACAUUUUUUAUAAUGUUUUUUGUGGGCAUCGGACUGGUAAUUCUAAUUGUCUGGCUCAUCAGGCGCAGAAGAACAAAUACUGUUAAUGCUACAAAAUCAGAUGACAAUCAAAUGAGAAAUAAGGGCAAAAACAUUGUGAUGGAUGCAAAAGAUGCUAUGAAAAGAGGGGUCAAUCCUAUUAAAGAUUUUAGCUUGAUAGCUUGGAAUGAGAGCCUUGUUACUGUUCUUGGUCUAAAUGAUAAACUAAAAAUGUACAGGGAAAUUGAUAAUUUGGAUAUCUUGUCCACAAUAAACAUUGACACUGACCUUGAACUUGAGCACAAUGAUGCAGCAGUUCAGGCUAGCCUCCUUUUGGUUCAAGGUCUCCGGUACAACAACGACAUAACUAAAUCUACAGAGGAGAAAACCAAGUCCAACUUGCAGAACCGUUUAAAAGAGCUGGAUAAAAAAUUAGAAGCAGAUUUCAAGAAAGAACUGCAGUCUCUGUAUAUUGACAUAGAGGCAAAAAAUAAAGAAAAGCUUGGUGAACUACAUAGGAAACAUAAAGAAAAGAAACAAGAAAUCAUUUGGCUUUCUAAAGAUUUACCAGAAACAGAGAAAAAGCAAAUUCUAGAUUUGUUAGACAAGCAGGAACAAGUUGAAGAGAACGAGCUCACCUACAAGUUAGCUCUGGAGCAAAAUGAAGAGGCAGAAAAGUUAAGAAAGGAAUACUCCACCCGCAAAAGAGUGGGCAUCAAAGAGUUACAGCAACAGUUUGUUAACGAAGUCAUUAGUUCAGAAGUUCUUCCAUCUGAAAAAGCUGAUUGGUUAAUCAAGGAACACAAGAGGCAGCAAGAGGAAAUAGCCAAGAAAUAUGAUGAUGAAAUUUCUCUACAGAGGAUGUUACUGGAAGAAAAGUUGGCCAAAAGACGAGCUCUGGCCCAGGCUAGUGAAGCUCGAGAAGAUGAUGAUGCUAAAAUCUUGAGUUUGGUUGCUUCAGGCCAGUUAAACAUCAUUCAAAAACUUAAAAGUUCUAAGAAAUUAUCAAAUGAUGAAGCUGAAGACUACACUGACCAGGUAACAGCUGAUGUGCAAGCUGUCAAGACUCAAAUGGAUAAAGAAAAGGACUUGAAGCUGAAAGAAUUGGUCAAGAAACUUAAUCAAGCCAAGGCAAAAGCUUUGGCUGAUGAGAUGAGUCAGCAGGCAUCCCAGGUUCAAGAUUACAUAGCUAAAAAUAAAUCCCCGCAAACAGAUGGGCCCGUUGACCCUAACUCAUACAUCAGAGGUUUUAUAAAUUUGAAGUCCCAACAUCGCAGACGACUACAUGAGCUAGAAAAUGAGAUUGAUGGAAAGCAUGCCAAAGAGCUUGAUGCACUGAGGGAUCAGAUAGCCGAGACAGCCAAGCAAAGUCUAAAAACUAAUGAACAAAAGCUGAUUCAGAGGAUCAAAACUCAGGAUGUAGAUGACAGCGUAAUUGAGAAAAUUUUGAGAAAUCAUGACAAAGUUGUCAAAGAAACAAUUGCACAGCAGAUUGCUAAUAGGCAAAAUCAAGAAUCAAAAUUUCAGAAUGAGCUUGCCAAAAGAAAAAAAGGUUGGGAUGAAAUGAGAGCAAAUGAAAAACAAGAACAGCAAGAUCUGAGGGAAUAUGAAUUGGAAGUUGUUGACAAACUUUUAGGUAGUCAAGUGGCCUUGUCGGAGGAUGAAAGGGAAAGAAUUCUUAAGGAGCAUGAAAAAAACAUGGUCAAGCUAGAAAACAGUCUGACCUUAAACAAGCUGAGACAAAAAAGAAUGAUUGAGGAGAAAAUAGCCCAGAGACAAGCACAACAAAUGGAGGAGUUGCAGCAAAAACAAUAUGCCGAAAUCAUGAAACACAGGAGGGUUGCUGAGAACAAUGGGGAGGAAGAAGAUGAAGGCACCAAAUUGGAAGAGCUCAAGAUUAGAAAAAAACAUGCUGAGCAACAAAUCACACUUAUUCAAAACAUAGAUUUUAAUUUUGAUAAAGAACUAGAAGAGAUAAGAGUUGAUAUGAUAAAAGAAAGAGCUUAUUCAUUGAAAGAACAGGAAGAAAAACUGGGUGCACUAAUUACCUCCCUUCAAAUGACUAAGGCUAGAGAGCUAGCAAAGAUUGAAGAGCAGCAGAAAGCUAUAAAUAAUUUGAAAGGAAACUUGCUUGAUGAUUUGAACGCCAGAGGGAUCUUGUCCACUCCGGACUGUGAGAAGAUAAUCACUAGGCAUAGAGAGGAGCAAGAUGAGCUGACUACAAAGUUGGAUAACUACAGAUCUGUACAAGAAGAGACACUAAGAAAAAAGCUGCAGGAUCGUCUGUUACAAAGAGAGAACACAAUGGUUCUAAAGCAGGAAGAGGAAAUGAAAAUGUUAAUUCAGCAGUCCACAAACAAGACUAGUGCUAAAAUUAGACGUGCUCUACUUAAUCACAAACAUAUAGUCGCAAUGGAGAAAUUCAAGAACAAACUGCAAAGGGAGAUAAAUCAGACAAUGGAAGACACCAAGAGAGAGCUUCAGUUGCAGAAACAUAAAAUGCUGCAAGAUCAAGAAAUGAAAUUUCUGGCUGGUUUGGUAAAAAUUGGUGAAUUUGAACGCAAUGAAUUGCUUGAUGUUCUUCAUAUGCUUUUUCCAAGAAAAACUGAAGAGGCCAUUACAGAGAUGCUUAAUAAAAUUUAUGUAGAAAAUAAAUCUACAAGCAAAAAUAUGGAAAAAAGUCAAAGUACACUAGCCGAACGGGUAUACAAGGAGCAAUACAUGGCUCCCUUGGGUAGAGCACCAUCAGCAACAUCAAAAAGUUUGGUUAACCGGAAACCUGUAGAAAAAACAAGUGGAAGAGGUGUUUCAGUUAUAGAUCAGGAUAGAAGAAAAAACACUUUUGGACCUCAAGACUACUCUAGACGAGAAGCUUUAAUAAAUCAAAGUGAGCCUCAAAACAAUAGAAGAAAAAAUUCAGUUGAUAAAAAGUACCUUCCUCCAAUCAAUAAUGCAAAGAGAAACUUGAGUGAAAGCGAUGAAGAAGAUGAUGAAUAUUAUGAUUUAGGUACAAACUACUCUAGAAAUAAAUUAGAAAGCCAAAACAAGGCAUAUGUUAGACAGCCUGAAAGAAGUAGAAGUUCUGCCGAGGUUAGGAGACCUCAGCAAGAUGUAAUCUCUGAAAGCAUGGAGGACGAUGAUUACAGUGAUAAUGAAGCCAAGUUCAAAUAUGCACCAGAAAAAGUGAAAGAGCAACCUAAACAAAGAAAGAAAAAAUUCUUGAAGAAACUAGCCCAUCACAGUGAUGAUGAUGAUGAACUUUAAUGAUGUUUAAAUAACUUUAAAAAUUUUGUAUUUGUUUUAUUAGACAACCAGUGCAAUCAAAAGUUGAUGCUCACACAAUCACUGAAAUCAACAGAUUUAUGUAAAAAAAAAAGUUUUACCAAUUAUUAUUUUCUAAUAAUUUUUAAGCAGUAUAUUACUGUUGGAACCGCUAUAAAUGACUAAACUACAAAUCAAAAGAAGGGAUAUUAGUUACAUCACUUUUAUAGAAUCCUGAAUGGUUUAUUCAUUAUUAUUAUAAAAAAAAAAUGUGUUGGACAAUCUAUUAUAUUAAUUAUUUAAAAUGCUGUGAAAGUUUGCUGUGUUUUUUACCAUAUCUAAAAAUUCACAAACCAAUAUUCAUAAAUAUUACACACUAUAAUGGAAUUUUUUUCAGUCUGUCAAUAAUUUUCCUCUGUAGGAAAUUUUUUUUAAGUAUAUAAUUUCCAUAUAACAUGCUGUAAUCAAAAUAUAAAUAAUAUACUGUAGAACAUAAUUAUAAGUUUUCACCCAAGUUUAUACUUAAUAAGAUUUUUAGACAAAAAUAUAACAGAAACCUGAGUGUAAAGUGUAAAGAAAUGUUAUCCAUGUUAUCUUAAAUAUAUGCUGAAGUUUCUUUCUCACUGUGAUCACCAUGGUUAUUUUGCCAUGUUUACCUAUGUUAUUUACAUAUGAUGGGCCUACUUUUAAAAUUCACUAUCUGCCAUUUUGGAAAUCCAGACCAGCUUUUAGUGUUAACCUGACAUAGAAUCUGUUUGAUGAAGCAAAUACUUUCUGUCAGAGUAAUAACUAAUUAUUUUACUAUUUUUGUAAAGGCAACUAAAAACUAGGAUCAUGUGUCUGUUAAAGUUUAUUCAGUUGGUUUUUUCUUCUAAAAAUGGAGAUAUUGCAUUUUGUAAGUAAGUUUGACAUAUAUAUUACAAGCUUUAUUUAUACUUGACUUUAUGUGAAUUUUUAUGUGAAUUUCACACUUAUAUUCAUAUUUAAUGGAACAAUAUUAAUUGUUAAAACUGAGUUCACAAGAUUUAUGUUGAACAUGUUACCUAUACUGCUCACUUGAAAUGUCUUAAGAUACUGGUGUAUAUAAAUGACUCAGGCAUUUUGAUAUAAUUUCUUCAUCUCUGCAUUUUUCAAUUGAAAUUAGCAUAGGGACAAAAUUGUUUUGAAGGAAUUGUAUUGAUAAUUUUAGUCUCUAUAUAUUUAAUUAAAACCAGGAAUAUUAUAUUAGUUUUACUUUGCUAGUGUACUACGAACAUGGUAACUCUAGCUUGUUACCCUACAGAGCAUUUUCAUAGUAUAAUAAUAAAUUGCUCAAGAACAUAAUUUAUCAGCAUAUUUACCUCCCUUGUAUGUUUAAAAAAAAUAAACAAUUAUAUUUUUAGCUACUCUGCAUGUUAACUAAUUAUUAAUGUAAUUUAGUAACACAUAUUCAUUAACUGGUAGUACUAUACAUGUGUCAUCUUUGUAUUUUUAAUUGCUUUUUGGCCAUCAGUAAAUUCUUUAUCUGAUUUCCUAUCAUCUAGGCCUAAUUAAAUAAUUAAUUUAAUUUUCAAUAGCCUACUCAUUUCUUUAAUUUUAAUUUUAAAAAAAAAUUAUAAUUAACUCAAUUAACUAAUUACGUUGAACUGAUUGGAGUGUAGUGCUUUUUAAAAAAUAAAUAACACACUUUCUUGUAGAUUUAACAUAUAUUUCAAAAUAGAAAAGUUUAAUCUUGCCUGUUUAGUUUAAAUAAUUGCGGGUGUAAAUUUAAUGUAGAAUUUGAAUUGUUAUAAUAGUUUGCUAAGGGUGAUAUUAAUUUUAGCUCAAUUCUAAAAAUAUAUUUAUCUUACUGUAAUCAUCUAUUAAAAUGAUGAGUGAUAUACUAACAUCCUGUAAGUGUAGUGUUAAAACUAAACUGUAAAAAUGUGUACACUAAAAAGUCUACUGCUCUUUUAGCUACAGUAGGUAUAUGAGAGGUAUAAGAUUAAAAUUGGGUAAAGUUUAAUUUUCUAUAUUUAUAUUGUUAAUUUAAUUAAUUUGAUGCUAACAAAUUAAGGAGUUUUAUUUUAGAUUUCUGUGAGGUAUAUAUGUUACCAAUUAUUGAAUAGAUAAUGCUAUAGCGCUCAAGAAAAUUCUCACAUAUUUUAGUCGGCAGAUGAUUAUCAAAAUAACUUUUGUAUCAUGAAUAAUAUUACUAAGUGCCAUAACUGUUUAUCACAUUUUAUUGUAACACUAUUUGUGUAACUUUUUAUAAUAUUAUACACUAAAUAUAUUUCGUUUUAUUUUUUAUACAGUUUUUAGUUUGAUCACAUUAAAAGUUAUAUGUGAAAUAAAAAUUGACUCAAACUGUG